CAUCCACUCCAAUCCCCCACCCGGCUUCAGUCCGCGGAAAGCUUCACUUCGCUCGUUCUUCCUCCCUCGCUGGUUCCUGCGUCCUCCCAUCCCUCGCUGGCUUGUCCUCCGUCCCAACGGGCCCGUUUCCCUGCUAGCCCCAUUCACUGCAACCCGAAUCUGCGGGAUUCCCGACAGGAUCUCCCGACAAACAUCCGACCUGCUUCUCACCUGAGCUCGCGCGACCUGUACAUCCGAUAGCUACGGUCCUUCCCUCCCCUCCGUUCAGUUCUCCGCCGCAAGGAAUUCGGAGAAGACAGCCUCUUGGCCAUCCCUUUCACCUCUACGGGCGAUUGAUCUACCUCCCACUGGCAAGAUGCCUGACGUCAAGAGAAAUGUCAGACUGGUGACGGAACAACACAUCGUGAAUAAGGAUUCUGGCGUUGAAGGAUUCCCCCUCCGUUCAUGGUCAAUCGAGAUCUACGUUGUCAACGAGCACGGCGAGCAGGUGCCUGCAAAUGUCUUCGACAAGGUGACAUACACACUGCAUCCUAGUUUCGGCGAAAGGGCCGUUCAGGUCUUCAAGAACCCCCCGUUUAGAAUUUCAGAAGAGGGAUGGGGUGAGUUCGACAUGCAGAUUGGUCUCACUGCCGCCGACAAGGAGCAUUUUGUUACGCACGAUCUCAACUUUGCCCAGCCUCGUUAUGAAUCGAAGCAUGUUAUUACGUUCAAGAACCCCAAACCUGCCCUUUUAGCUGCCCUUCGCGAAUCCGGGCCUGUCCCUGGAGAUGAGAACGGCGUGAAGUCGAAACGCUCCGCAGCCGGAGAGGAGGGAUCCAAGAAGAAGAAGCGGACGGAGAAGAGCGUUGAUAUGGACAAACUGGCCGAUGGUCUGCAGCGACUCGGCGAAGAUGACCUCCUCCAGGUCGUACAGAUGGUGCACGACAACAAAGCCCCAGACUCGUAUACCAAGAACGAUGUUGAGCAGGGCGAAUUCCACGUCGAUCUCUACACCCUGCCAGAUACCUUAAUCAAGAUGCUGUGGGAUUUCACACAGGAGAAAGGCGCUCUGUGAAAACAGUUUCUUUCUUUCUUUUUUUUGGGCGAUUGCUACUACUACGUAUUGUAUUCUGUUUUCCCAAGUUGUCUUACCUUACCUCCCUACCUAUCUAUCCAUCUACCACCCUCACCACUUAUUGCAUCUAUGAUCCUGAUUCAUCCUACUAUUACCUUCCUUCUUUGCUUUACCUUGAUGUAUUGUGUAUCUUUGGGCUUUUGACAGGAAAUGAAUGGAAUGGAAUGGCCGUACAGUAAGUAAACGAAUAAGCAAACAAGCGAACGAGAGAG
Molecule: messenger RNA, 1326 nt
Organism: Aspergillus ibericus CBS 121593
Lineage: Eukaryota; Fungi; Ascomycota; Eurotiomycetes; Eurotiales; Aspergillaceae
Product: putative transcription initiation factor subunit (TAF30)
Exons: 7
Coding region: 356-1054 (232 amino acids)
Biological process (GO): regulation of transcription by RNA polymerase II; chromatin remodeling
Cellular component (GO): NuA4 histone acetyltransferase complex; Swr1 complex
Molecular function (GO): histone binding
Source: RefSeq, a predicted model, not a curated record